UAUCCUUGAAGUUGAAGGAGUUGACCUUCGUGGUGCCACUCAUGAAAAAGCUGUUGAAGUCAUCAAGAAGACUGGAAAUCCUGUUACUUUUGUUGUGCAAAGUCUUGUGCAAUGGACACCUGCCAACUCAGCGCCUCCUUCACGUGAUGUAAGCCGCCUGGGCACUCGGAUGCCUAACUCCAUCUCUCCUGCUAGAACACCAACUCCAGAACUCAUCCAGCCGGGUUUGCCGGACCACAAGAAGCAGGAGAUCCAGGCUAAUCUACACCAUCCUCUGAACCGCCGUCAGACCACAGAAGAUUCCGAGGAUGAGGUUGACGAUGAGCGUUAUGAACAGGGUCGCAUCGAGACCAAGAAGGGCGUGGAGAUUGAUCGAGCUAGUGCUGGUGCCAUCAGACGAUCCAAGGCAGAAAAGUCUGCGGAUCAGGAGGAAGAGGAUGAAUUUGGAUACACCAAAAAGAAAAUCGCGAAGAAGUAUGGCGACCUGAAAGGCGAAGUGAUUCUGGUGGACCUGCAGAAAGGCGCCAACGGCCUGGGCAUCUCCCUGGCCGGUAACAAGGACAGGACCCUCAUGUCGGCCUUCAUCUGCGGUCUCAACCCCAACGGCAACGCCUUCAAGGAUGGGCGGCUCAGGGUGGGCGACGAGAUCCUCGAGGUUAACGGCAAUGUCAUCUACGGUCGCUGCCAUCUUAACGCCUCCAGCAUCUUCAAGGGCAUCCCAGGACCCACCGUCAAGGUCAUCGUACUCAGGAAGAAGACCGGCCUACAGGAGAUGGCCAUUAAGCCCAUCACCCAGUUCCCGGUCACGCUGGAAGACGAGGUAAGUGUCCCCGGUUUUUCUGUUCCGGUUUCUUUCUCCGGUUCUUGGAUGUAUUUUUUUAGCGACGCGGGGAAAACGGGAUUUAAAAGAAUAUGUAUAAUUGUAUGUAAUUUUUUUCUUCUUACACACGCGGGAUGACGAUUUUUUGGGAGG
Molecule: messenger RNA, 973 nt
Organism: Penaeus vannamei (Pacific white shrimp)
Lineage: Eukaryota; Metazoa; Arthropoda; Malacostraca; Decapoda; Penaeidae
Source: RefSeq, a predicted model, not a curated record